Messenger RNA from Symbiodinium necroappetens, 3534 nucleotides. The record is from the annotation of a GenBank genome assembly. NCBI's taxonomy places the organism in Eukaryota, Dinophyceae, Suessiales, Symbiodiniaceae.
GCAGGGAGUGUGGCUUGUACUCUGAUUUCCCUACUGGCCGUCAGUGCGUGGCGCUCCCACAAAGACACCGAUUUCAUCGCUGGCUGGCUGCAGCAGGAUGCUGCACAGCCGGCCGCUUGGACAGCUUGCAUGCGGGAAGGUGCUCGGCUCAUGCACUUGUAUCUGCGGGACGUGGUGUCCAAGCAGCAGGAAGAGCUGCUGCUGCGAAUGGACCAGUUCUGUCUGCCAGACGAGGUCUGCGAGGUGCUCAUGGCAGGCACACUCAAGAAUUCCAAAGAUGCAGGAUGGUGCCGAUUACGGGAGCUUGCUAAGGAGGCUCGCUGGGAACGUCUCGCAUGCGGAACCAGUCUGCGUGCUGCGAUCGAGCUGCUCUGUGGGCAUCGGCUGUCUUUGGCAUCACACCAAGAGGCCGCUUACAUACUGGUAUCGGGAAACAAGUCCAGUCUGUGCAUUGCGUGUAGCCACAGUGCAUGCAGCGCUCUACAUUGCGACUCCCAUUGCUUCUCUGUCACGGCGACGGAGAGCUCCGGCAGCUGCCUCUUCCACGACCCACAAGGACUGGAGGCCUACAUGUGUCGCGGCGGUCGGGAUGCACUCUACAGACCAGAGCAGCCCAGCCACCUGUAUGCAGCCGUCUAUACUCAGCACAGACGGGGCAGGUGCUGCUGCCCGCCAGAUCCCAUGCAGUUGACACACACCAUCACGUACUCGACUGCAACCUCACAGACUGCAUUGUCUUGCAAGCCUGAGUGUGCACCAUCGCUGAAGCGAAACAUGGACAAGGCUUUCCCAGAGAAAGUGAUCCUCCUAGACACACCACCGGCCACGCCACCGAGAUCCAAGAGCAGCAAGCUGAAGCAGGAGCUUGACACGCCGCCGCACUCGAAGCCCGCUGUACCUGUGUUCCCUCCUGAGGGCAGGGGUUCCAAACGUGGGCGUUCCCCGGCAAGUCCCAAUGAGUCCGUGUCCUUGGUGAAGCAGGAGGAGGCUGAUCAGGCUUUCCCGGCAGGUCCCAGCGAGUCCUUGUCCUUGGUAAAGCAGGAGGAGGCUGAGCAGGCUUUCCCGCCAGAUCCCAGUGUGUGCUUGUCCUUAGUAAAGCACGAGCAGGCUGAGGCUGAGGAGGCAGAUGACAGUUUGCCUCUGUCAGCGCUGAGAUCGCCCUUGCCAGCAGUCGAGCCGCAGCUGAGCAGCACAGCCGGCCCCUGCACACACAGGCCCCUGCACUCCGAGAAGCUGAAGGGUCGCGAACUCCGUGCUCAGAACAAGCUCAUCAAGCAGGGAGCGGACAUUCUGUACUCCUAUGGCAUCACCUUCCAGAAACCUUUCUUCGUGGCGCACAACUAUAAUCACCCCAAGCACCACUGGCGUGAUUUCCAGAUUGCGGCGGCGGAGGGCAAGCUGGACGAGGUCACACGCGAGAUCUGCAAACGUCUGGUCCAGGACUGCAUGCAGGGCGACGGCAGCAAGGAGUUCAAGCCGCAGCAGCCAAGCAGGAUCUCCAUGGCGGAGCGCAUGGAGAUCCUGCGACGGGAGGAAGGGAUUGCGGAGCUGAAGAAAGGUCGCCCUCCGAAGGCUGGCAUCCCUCGCGAACUUCCUCUACACAUGCGGUUCUUCGAUUGGAUGUCUGAGCGCAGACCUGGAUGCUACGAGCAUAUCGAGAAAUGCAGGGUCCGAUGCCUCGUGUGCGACUGCGUGGUAGACAACAAGCGGGGGAACAGUAUCCAUCUACUCCUUCAACAUGAAAGCACCGACGGCCACUGGUCCAGGACCCGUGCAACCAAGCUUCCCCGCUGUCAGGGCAUACCCGUCGCUAAGAUGGAUCCGGGUGACCAUAAAGAGGACGCUGCAUGGCUGAGAGCAGACCAGUGCGAGGAAGCGGCCACAGAGCUGAAAGAGGGAGACCGUGCAUGCAAGAAGUGUUGCAAGCUCGCCAACGACGAUCGGUUCAUCGGCAGGGUUGUCGAUUGGGCUCUGACCUUCGACAUGAUCCGCCUGCUGCACGUGCUGUACACCCAAAACCGGGUUGAGCAUCGCCGCGUCACUGCGGACAUGCAGCACUCUGACUAUGCCGACCACCUCCAGCCUAUCUACGGCGUGUCUGAUGUCGGUGCUUUGUCCUACGGCGACGUGCAGCAGGUGCUGCACAGGCUCCAGGGCAAUCUGCCGAAGGCCUACUUGAACGACAGCGGUCAGAAGUAUCUCUCCGCCAGGCAGGACAAGUUGAUCCAGUACGAGUGGUACUGGCUGCCGAAGCUGCUGCCGCAGACCGGGCCCACUGAGGGCUGCCUGCGACGACACGUUGACCUCAUGAUUGGCGCUCCUGGUGCGCAUGCGGAUCUACAGCCUCUUUCGCAUUCCAUGUCCGAGAGCCGCCUGCAGGAGCAAGAAACUUGCCGGACUUUGCUCUCAUGUGUCCUUAGCCGCUCUCAGAUGCUCAGUCGGAACUCCAAGCGCCUCACCACGACGAAGAUCCCAGGUGUCGACGACCAGGCCUUGGCAGACGUAGGCUUCCUUUUGUCCAGCGUCUCGUCCAAGCAAGGUCUGAUGGCCUUGUUCGGGUUGAAUCACAGAACACUUGGCAGCUGUCCUGUCCACAAUCCUGGCCUUCCUGACUUUUUCGAUGCGGACACGGAGGUUCCAGAUGAGCUCGGGGGGAAGUCGCAGCUGAACCACAACGUGGAGCGUGUGCUGGAUCUUCUUGAGGUAGCUUCUUCCCCCACGAGAAACACUAUGAUAUCCUUCGACGAGACUUGCUGCUGGCCAACCUAUGCCACGUAUGCAGAUGCCCGAGGCAGCUUCUUCAUCGGGGGUGCCGACAGCGAAACCCGCCUCGAGACUGGAAAGGUUCACGCCAGCGAGCUCCAGAAGUCCAGAUUGGCUCAGACUGUCGUCGUCUACCUCCUCAAGCGGGUGGACAGCAACAAAAUGGCCUACGACAUCCUCAUGCGCCCUCGUCGUCUGAAAUCAAUCACAGCCAGUUCGAACCUCGAAGAAGCUGGUUUGAUCUGGGCGGCUGUGACACAGGAGCACGGCCUGCCACCUUUGGCUCAGGCGCACGACAAUGCACCGACACAGGUCGUGUUCAGUCAGCUGCUGCUUGGUCUCCUGCCGCCCCACACCUACGGCGACAAGACGUUCUGGUGCAACUGUAGUCCGAAGAAGUACCCAGUAGCUCUGCCGGACUACUCGUUCUGUUCUCUUCACUUUGGCCAACACCCGCUCUUCGAUCAUAAUGAUUCGGCUCAUUGUCAGAAAAACUUGGUGGAGGCUGUCCGGAAGAAAACCCGAACGCUGUGCUGCACUGGACACUACGUCACCAGGGCUCCCCUCGUGUACAAUGGAAUGCCAGAUCGAGCCUAUCGUGGUUGCGACAUCCAGAGUGACGCCGAAGCUGCCCACAACCUAUCGCCCGCAUACUUGAAGACGGAGACCUGGGAUGGUUGGGGUGCAGUCCUGUGGCAGUACCAGUCCUGCUUGGUCACCGGUGCAUGGCUUGCAGCUGCGAUCUAUGAUCCGCUGCGACUGCUGGAACAG